AUGAAUCGGUAUACGAUAUUGGGUCAGCUAGGUGACGGUUCGUUCGGUGUCGUGAGUAAGGCCCAAAACACCAGCACAGGAGAAGUUGUUGCCGUUAAAAAGAUGAAGCAACGUUUCUCUAACUGGGAGGAGUGUUUACAACUACGUGAGGUUCAGUUUCUUAGGAAGGUGCACCAUCCUAACAUCGUAAAGCUAAGGGAGGUUGUUCGCGAGAACAACGAACUCUUUCUUAUAUUUGAGUAUAUGGAAAUGAACCUCUUUGGGAUUCAACGGAUGCGGUCCGAACAAAUGGGAGGUGUUCAAAGCAUUUUCAAUGACCGGGAAAUUCGAAGCAUUAUGUGCCAGACUCUUUUAGCGGUACAGGCCAUGCACAAGAACGGUUUCAUGCAUCGCGAUCUGAAACCUGAAAAUUUGCUGACGAAGGGGGAUGUUGUGAAGGUGGCCGACUUUGGAUUAGCUAAGGAAAUUCGUUCUCGGCCACCGUUCACGGAAUAUGUGUCGACUCGGUGGUACAGGGCACCGGAAAUAAUCCUCCGUUCCACUCACUACAAUUCCCCUGUAGAUAUAUGGGCUUGCGGUGUCAUAUUUGCUGAGCUUUAUCUGAACCGACCCCUCUUUCCGGGGUCGUCAGGUAAUGACCAACUGUUCAAGAUCUGUUCAAUUCUUGGGGCUCCAACUACCGCAGAGUGGGAUGAAGGUUACCAGCUCUUGCGUCGCCUAAAUAUGCGCUUUCCAACGGUGGCUCCAACGCCACUACGACAGUUAUUGGCUGGUGCUCCACCAAACGCCAUCGAUUUAAUGGAACAGAUGUUGAAGUUUAACCCGAGUGACCGUCUAACAGCUACGCAGUGUCUUCGGCAUCCUUACUUCACUGGCACAGGAAGUGCGGCGGAGGCUGGGGGUACAGCGACGGCAAUGUAUGCGGGUAUCGCCACCGGCCAGCCUCACAACCCAUUUCAUGCUGCCGGUGCUGCACGCAGGUUAAGUGUCAGUACGACAAGCUUUGGUGGAUGCGAGGGAGCUUCUUCUGCAGCUACACUAGGAAGGGACCGGGCUAGUUCAUCUACGACCUUGUUUUUUGGGGGAGGACCUCCCGGAUCAGAUUCUGCCGGAUCGCAACUGCCUCCCAAACCUGGACUUGACGAUGAAGCGUUCAACUUUUAA
Molecule: messenger RNA, 1164 nt
Organism: Trypanosoma brucei brucei TREU927
Lineage: Eukaryota; Euglenozoa; Kinetoplastea; Trypanosomatida; Trypanosomatidae
Product: protein kinase, putative
Exons: 1
Coding region: 1-1164 (387 amino acids)
Biological process (GO): intracellular signal transduction; protein phosphorylation
Cellular component (GO): cytoplasm; nucleus
Molecular function (GO): ATP binding; protein serine/threonine kinase activity
Source: RefSeq, a predicted model, not a curated record